Glycine soja is the source of this 2335-nucleotide messenger RNA. Its product is annotated as dynein regulatory complex subunit 6-like. Gene Ontology annotation, cellular component: SCF ubiquitin ligase complex. Gene Ontology annotation, biological process: SCF-dependent proteasomal ubiquitin-dependent protein catabolic process. Lineage: Eukaryota; Viridiplantae; Streptophyta; Magnoliopsida; Fabales; Fabaceae. Bases 289 to 2022 code for a protein of 577 amino acids. Gene Ontology annotation, molecular function: protein binding. The transcript is spliced from 17 exons. The record is from RefSeq and is a predicted model, not a curated record.
CCACCCACCACUCUUUUUCUUGCACUCACUCCCAAGUUUUCAAGUUCACCUGCAACAGCAACACGAGAGCCACUCAGUGAUCGCUUCUCUUCUUCUUCAUCUUACUGUGUCAGGUUCGAUCAUCGUUUGGAACUUGUUACUAUGCACCGUUUGUGUUCUCUGCAGUUCGAUCAUCGCUCGUAACUAGGUGAAGUUGGUUGCAUAUGUUCGUAUUUGGCUAUUGAAUGAAUUGCACUAGUGUUCUGCUGCAAAUUUUUUGACAUAUAUUGGUGACGGGAUAUUUUCUAGAUGGGGGGAGCAUGUUCUAGGAAGCAAGAGUGGGAUAACGAAGAUAGUCUUAUCAGAGGACUACCACGAAGAUAUUGCAAAUGCGGAAGUUUGAAAUGGUGGACAUCCUCUUUUUCUUAUCCAUCUGUAGAUUUUCACCUACGAAAAGGAGAAUGUCCGUCACUGUUGGACUUAUGCAUACAGAAAAUAAACGAGGAUAUUGAUAAAUAUAACACAUUUUCUAUGCUACCACGAGAUAUAAGUCAGCUAAUUUUCAAUAAUUUGGUUUACUCCCGAUGUCUAACCAGUGCUUCCCUUGAAGCUUUUCGAGAUUGUGCUCUCCAGGAUCUUUACUUGGGAGAAUAUGAUGGUGUUAAUGAUAAUUGGAUGGGCGUCAUCUCAUCCCAGGGUUCAUCUUUACUUUCUGUGGAUCUUUCUGGGUCUGAUGUCACUGAUUUAGGGCUGACAUACCUUAAAGAUUGUGAAAGUCUCAUUUCCUUAAAUCUAAAUUACUGUGACCAAAUUUCAGAUCGUGGACUAGAGUGUAUCAAUGGUCUGUCAAACUUGACAAGUUUGAGUUUCAGAAGAAAUGAUUCAAUUUCUGCUCAAGGAAUGAGUGCCUUUUCCGGUCUUGUUAACUUGGUCAAGUUGGAUUUGGAGAGAUGUCCCGGGAUUCAUGGAGGCCUUGUUCAUCUUCGAGGUUUGACCAAGUUGGAAUCUCUCAAUUUGAAGUGGUGUAACUGCAUAAAAGAUUAUGAUAUGAAACCUCUUUCAGAGCUUGCAAGCCUGAAAAGUCUAGAGAUUUCUUCCAGUGACGUCACUGAUUUUGGCAUCAGUUUUCUAAAAGGGUUACAGAAGCUUGCCCUUUUAAAUUUGGAAGGGUGCCUUGUAACAGCUGCAUGCUUGGAUUCUCUUGCAGAGCUUCCUGCACUGUCAAACUUGAAUCUUAAUAGAUGCCUUCUCUCUGACAAUGGGUGCAAAAAAUUUUCACGACUCGAAAAUUUGAAAGUAUUAAACUUGGGAUUUAAUGUCAUAACAGAUGCAUGUUUAGUUCACUUGAAAGGAUUGACAAAGUUGGAGAGCUUGAACCUUGAUUCUUGUAAGAUUGGUGAUGAAGGAUUGGUCAAUUUGGCUGGCCAUAAACAAUUGAACUGCUUGGAAUUGUCGGAUACAGAAGUUGGAAGCAAUGGGCUACACCAUUUAUCAGGGUUGUCUAGUCUGCAGAAAAUAAAUCUGUCUUUUACCAUGAUUAGUGAUAGUAGUUUAAGGAAAUUGUGCGGACUCUCAUCUCUGAAGUCACUUAAUUUGGAUGCUUACCAAAUUACUGAUGCUGGGCUGGCAAACCUUACAAGUUUGACUGGCCUCACUGACCUGGAUUUGUUUGGUGCACGAAUCACAGAUUUUGGGACAAACUAUUUGAAAAAAUUUAAGAACCUGAGGUCCUUGGAAAUAUGCGGUGGAGGAUUGACUGAUACUGGUGUGAAAAAUAUUAAAGAGCUUUCUUCUCUAGUGUGCUUAAAUUUAUCACAAAACAGCAACCUUACAGACAAAACCCUGGAGUUAAUUUCUGGGCUUACUGGGUUGGUUUCUUUGAAUGUUUCAAAUUCUCGUAUCACUAAUGCUGGACUGCAGCAUUUGAAGACACUGAAGAACUUGAGAUCUCUGACAUUGGAGUCCUGUAAGGUGACAGCAAAUGACAUCAAGAAACUGAAAUCAAUGUACCUCCCAAAUUUGGUAAGCUUUCGGCCUGGGUAGUUAUUGCGGUAUUCUGAUAUGUGUAUAUGUAUAUAUUAUUAUACUUAUAUAUGUCAGUGGUACUGAAGUCGUAUCUUAGAGAAGAAUGGAAAGACAACCUCAAAUUGUACAUAGGCUAUAAUAAUGACUUUAUGGAAGGUGUAAUUCUGCUUGUGCUGCGAAGUUUUGUUGUUUUAUUGUAAAUGUAUAUGUAUAUGAUAUGACGAAAAAGAAUGAUGCAGGGACGUGUUUUCUACGCCUUUAGUAUUUAAGGUGAAAAAUGGGCGAAUAAACCUUUUAUCAGCAGAUGUUAAUAGAUUAAUAUUUCACUUUU